AUGGGGGGGGGUGUGCUGGGGCGGGGGAACGUCUGGCUCCUGGGGGUCCUGCUGCUGCCUGCUCUCGGCCAUGCCGCCGCCCGGCCCCCAGCCCUGCGCCACCUCAGGUCCCACGCUGCGGCGCCGGGCAUCCAUCUGUGGCACAGGCGCGGUGGCGCGGCUCCUCACGGGCACGGAUCUCAUCCCACAGGUACGGUGGCCGUCUGGAACCUGCUCACCAAGUCCCUGCUGCAGUGCGUGCACCAGCCCGACGGCUCCCUCAAGCUCUACCCUUUCCGGUGCUUUCUAGCCCACGACCACGCGGUCCGGAGCAUGGAGUGGUGCAAGGCCGAUAGCAACUUCCUGGUCACGGCAGGGAGCGACCGCAAGAUCAAGUUCUGGGACCUGCGGCGGCCCUACGAGCCCAUCAACAGCAUCAAGCGCUUCCUCAGCACGGAGGUGGCCUGGCUGCUGCCCUACAACGGCGUCACCGUGGCCCAGGACAACUGCUACGCCUCUUAUGGUCUCUGCGGGAUCCACUACAUCGACGCCGGGUACUUGGGCUUCAAGGCUUAUUUUGUGGCCCCUCGCAAGGGGACCGUGUGGGUAAGAGGCUGGUGCAGGGUGGCUCUGUGCUGGGGGCUGUGUCAGAGAGGUGGGCCCCUGCCCCAAACCCGGCAUUGCCCAGCCGCAUGAGGCCCCGGCUCUUGGGGUCACCCUCUGCCCCUCGGACGGGGGACCAAGGUGGUGUCCCCCCCUGCGUUCAAGCUGUCAAGCUGCCUCAGAGCCCCCGUCCCCCACCGAGGGGCAGAGGGCGGGGCCCAGGGGCUGGGGUUGGGG
This is a messenger RNA of Egretta garzetta (little egret), 819 nucleotides long. RefSeq names its product general transcription factor IIIC subunit 2 (gene GTF3C2). Lineage: Eukaryota; Metazoa; Chordata; Aves; Pelecaniformes; Ardeidae. The record is from RefSeq and is a predicted model, not a curated record. Gene Ontology annotation, cellular component: transcription factor TFIIIC complex. Gene Ontology annotation, biological process: transcription by RNA polymerase III. Bases 1 to 675 code for a protein of 224 amino acids. The transcript has 4 exons. Gene Ontology annotation, molecular function: protein binding.